AUGACUCAGACUCCGGUGCCUUCUGCGCAGGCUGCGCGUGUGAAAGACAAGGCGCCAGGUGAGGGCCUUUGGCUCUUCCCCAGCAUUGGCCAGGCUCUGCCGUCCUUUGUCACACGGGAGUCAUUUCGCUACCAGCCACUUGCAACUCAAGAGGAAAUGCCGGCGCACCAUGCCAGCCCUGGCCCCGGCCCUGGGCUUGCUGGCCCCUCCUUGCAGGUGGGGUUCCCGCCUUCACCCGACAGCUUUGCAGGAUGGCAUGCUCCGCAUGCUCCGCAGCCGAGCUCUUUCUCCUUGAUGCCACCAGCUGCGGCUUCAGGUCUUCAGCUCCAGAUGUACAGCCCUGAGCUUGGGCCCUCUGCUAUGGGAUCUUUGCCGCCGAGAGAGGACCCGCGCAUGCAAGCGAUGUUGCAUGCAGCGUGGGCGUCAAGGCUAACGCAGGGGAGCGCUUGGUCCUCCGCAAAUGCCCCGCAUCCGCCGGCAAGUGCGUCAAGCUUUGCAGAUGCCGGGGUUGUUCAAGCAGAGCUGGCCGGACCUGUGCAGGUGGAGACCCCAGCACCUGGAACUGGCCUCGCUGCUGGCACCAGCAAGGCAGCAGCGGAGUACUGGGCUGAAGUUGCCGCAGCAGUUAGCCCGCCGCGACCACAGCCGCUGUCAGCCGAAAUCCGUCAUGGCGCCACCGUGGCAGCCUCAUCGUUCCAUGAAAAGAACCUUUCAGUGGCACGUGAACCGCCAGGGAGGGCCAAGAGGCUGGUGCGCAUCCGUGGUCUGAAGAGUGCCGAAGGCUCUCAGCUCAACGGGCAGCUCGGGCGCUGUGACCGUCUGAACGAUAAGACUGGGCGAUGGGGAGUAAUCUUGGGAGACGGCACAAAGAAGGCCUUGAAGGCCGAGAACCUGUUUUCGUUCGACGAGUAUCUCAAGGUAGCUCAUGAAGGGCGGACGCCAGUGGACAUUGGACCCUUCAUGAAUGAUUUCCUGACCAACUCUAAGUACGAUGCCCCAGGCAAGACUGCUGCUGGCUACAAGGCCGAACCAGGGCUUUCACCGCAAGAGCGGCUUCAACAGUCGUACGAGAAGGCCCAGCGCGAGGGUCGUAAAGCAAGCCCGAGGUUGAGCAAAGAUGAAGAGAAAUCUGGCAAAUAUUCACCAUUCGUCGUGAAGAAGGUCGAACUCCAAGCUGGUCCCAUCGAACUUGGAAUCAUUGCUCCCCGCAGCCAGGACUCCCGGCGGCCGAUACCUACCAUACUCGCAAUCUCAAGAGGGGACCAGAGUCAUGUCGCGAAGCUUUUCCGAGCUCUGCGGGCAGAAGAGCGUGGCUGGCAAGUGCUUGUGCCAAUGCGAACUGCAAACACUCCGGAUUUCUUCGAACCGGCCGGACAAUCGAUCUUGGAACAGCUCAUGAAGGCGGUGCUGGAAGAUCGGGAGAGCGACAUCAGCCCCUUUGGAGCAAUGAGCAAUGUGUUCCACUUCCUGGGCAUUAGCCACGGAGCCGCUGCCCUGCUGUCUUUGGCUUGCAAGUCUCCUGAACAGGUUGGCUCCCUGACGCUCAUCCAGGGUUUCUUGCCACAGCUGACAGAGGUACAGGCUCUCAGAAAUAUGGAGAACAUCCACUUCUACGUAGGCGACCAGGACGAGCUGGGCCAUCGUGAGUAUCUUAGAGGCAUCAAAGACUCGCUCAAGGAAGCUGGUGGCCGUUUGCAUACACACAUUGUCAAAGGCGCCAGCCACUACGACAUUGACAAGUUCAUUGACUUGGAGGACUUGUGGAAGCGGCUGGAGUUGGCUCGCUAA
Molecule: messenger RNA, 1788 nt
Organism: Symbiodinium pilosum
Lineage: Eukaryota; Dinophyceae; Suessiales; Symbiodiniaceae
Source: the annotation of a GenBank genome assembly